Choloepus didactylus (southern two-toed sloth) is the source of this 1598-nucleotide messenger RNA. RefSeq names its product dimethylarginine dimethylaminohydrolase 2 (gene DDAH2). Gene Ontology annotation, molecular function: dimethylargininase activity; amino acid binding. Lineage: Eukaryota; Metazoa; Chordata; Mammalia; Pilosa; Megalonychidae. The transcript has 7 exons. Bases 529 to 1386 code for a protein of 285 amino acids. Gene Ontology annotation, biological process: arginine metabolic process; positive regulation of nitric oxide biosynthetic process. The record is from RefSeq and is a predicted model, not a curated record.
GAAGGGGCUUGUGGCGGGGCUACCAUUUUUUUUAGUGUGAAGGUGCAGAGCAGGACUCUGCGGGUCCAUGUAGCUCAGCCUGGAGGUCCAUGCCGUAUUUGCAACCCGGCCGCCAGAGCCGGCCAGAUCUGGGUGGGCCUGAGAGGCGGUCGCGGGGCGGGGCCAAAUACUGGGCAGGGGGGCUCAGUCCCCGUGGAAUGGGCGCGGCCUAGCAGGGCGGAGUGGGCGUGGUCUUGAGGAGUCCCUCCCCGUCCCGCUUAGACAAUGCCCCGGAGCCGCCAGACCGUCGCGCCCCCGCCCCAACCUAGUGCAUGAGCUCGCCUACCCCGGGACCCCCUAAAAGCCAGAGCUCCCAGUCCCCUAGGCUUGAAGAAUAGGACUCUAAUCUCCAUCAACUCUGCCCCCGAGGAGGAGGGGCCCGAGCCGAGAUUACAGCGCGGUAGGAGUGAGGGUGGCCGCUGGAGGUGAAGUAAAAAGAGAGACAACUAAGAAAUCAGCGCGGCUGGAAGGAGCGUCUGUGUGGAUGGGAUGGGGACGCCGGGGGAGGGGCUGGGCCGCUGCUCCCAUGCCCUGAUCCGGGGGGUCCCGCAGAGCCUGGCAUCGGGGGAGGGUGCGGGGGCUGGCCUCCCGGCUCUGGACCUGGCUAAAGCUCAGAGGGAGCACGGAGUGUUGGGGGGUAAACUGAGGCAGCGACUGGGGCUGCAGCUGCUAGAACUGCCUCCUGAGGAGUCGCUGCCGCUGGGACCUCUGCUCGGUGACACAGCCGUGAUCCAAGGGGACACGGCCUUAAUCACGCGGCCCUGGAGCCCUGCCCGCAGGCCGGAGGUCGAUGGAAUCCGCAAAGCCCUCCAGGACCUGGGGCUCCGAAUUGUGGAAAUGGGGGACGAGAACGCGACGCUGGAUGGCACCGACGUUCUCUUCACCGGCCGGGAGUUUUUCGUAGGCCUCUCCAAAUGGACCAAUCACCGAGGAGCUGAGAUCGUGGCAGACACGUUCCGGGACUUCGCGGUGUCCACGGUGCCGGUCUCGGGACCCUCCCACCUGCGCGGCCUCUGUGGCAUGGGGGGUCCCCGCACUGUUGUGGCUGGCAGCAGCGACGCGGCCCAAAAGGCUGUCAGGGCAAUGGCGGUACUGACAGAUCACCCCUACGCCUCCCUGACCCUCCCAGAUGAUGCAGCUGCUGACUGUCUUUUUCUGCGUCCUGGGUUGCCCAGUGCGACCCCUUUUCUCUUGCACCGCGGAGGCGGGGACCUGACCAACAGCCAGGAGGCACUGCAGAAGCUCACUGACGUCACCCUGGUACCUGUGUCCUGCUCGGAAUUGGAGAAGGCAGGCGCUGGGCUCAGCUCCCUCUGCUUGGUGCUCAGCACACGCCCUCACAGCUGAGGACCAGGACCGUGGGGUCCUGGCUGGCUAGGGAAAGGGCAGCAUAGGGAGUAGAAGGGGAAGGAAGGUUAGAUAGAGGUUGGGAAGCAGGUAGUAGUGGGGAGAGGGCUUCAAGAUGGCAGUUGGGCAAAGUGUGGGAAAAAAGAACAGGGGCCACUGGGUGAGCUCUCUCCCUCAGAACCAAUAAAAUAGAACUGACAUUGUGGACUGGA